UGCUACUGUCAAACAAAAAUUUAUGGAAAAAUAAAAGUACAAUAGUAAGAAUAAAUAAAUAAUUAAUAAGAAAAAAGCAUGAGAACUCGUGCAUAUAAUUAUUUUUUAAAAAUAAAAAAUCCUUCCCAAUUCGAGUCUUAAGCCCUAACCUGUGGGUAAAAGCCCUAGACAGACUCUUUUGCUCUGGUUCUCUUCGGGCGCCUCCGUCAUCGCUCUCGGCUUCCGCUGUACAUUUGCAGGUGUUGCUGAUAUGGCGACGGUUCCGGGGGCAUUGAUAUGGGAGAUCGUGAAGAAAAACAACUCCUUUCUCGUGAAGGAGUUCGGUAACGGCACCUCAAGAGUGCAGUUCAGCAAGGAGAGCAACAAUCUCUACAACCUUAACUCCUACAAGUAUUCUGGGUUGGCAAAUAAGAAAACAGUUACUAUUCAACCUGGCAAGGACAGUUCUGUGUUGCUUGCAACCACCAAGACCAAGAAGCAGAACAAGCCUGCACUUUUGCUUCACAAGUCUGCCAUGAAGAAGGAGUUCCGGCGCAUGGCAAAAGCAGUUGUAAACCAGGUGGCAAAUAAUCACUAUAGGGUGGAUCUGAAGAAUGCAGCCCUUGCAAGGCUGAGUGCUGUGCAUAGGAGCCUUAAGGUUGCCAAAUCUGGCGUCAAGAAGAGGAACAGGCAGGCAGUUAAGAUCCAUGGUAGGAAGUGAAUGUGGGACUGAUGUAUGCUGCUGCUUUUCAUAUCAUUUUUUUUGUUCGGUGCAGUUAAAUCUUUUUUCUUUUUGUCAUUUUUUUCCUUCUAGAUGUGUUGUCUUAAGACCUUUUAAAGUUGUCUUUUUUUUCACUCGUUUUUUCCCCCUUCUAGAUGUGGUGUGUUAAAAACCUUUUAAACUUGAGUGUUUAAAAUGGUCGAGCAUUUCACUUGGUUCAUUUGUUACGAGUUAUUAUGUGUAAUUUUGUUAUUGAAGUAUGAUUAUGAAUCUAUGAUAUGAUGGUUUACCAAUUUAA
Messenger RNA from Malania oleifera, 998 nucleotides. Its product is annotated as large ribosomal subunit protein eL28y-like. Gene Ontology annotation, biological process: translation. NCBI's taxonomy places the organism in Eukaryota, Viridiplantae, Streptophyta, Magnoliopsida, Santalales, Ximeniaceae. Gene Ontology annotation, cellular component: ribosome; cytosolic large ribosomal subunit. The record is from RefSeq and is a predicted model, not a curated record. The coding region runs from base 251 to 700 and encodes 149 amino acids. Gene Ontology annotation, molecular function: structural constituent of ribosome. The transcript is spliced from 3 exons.